Messenger RNA from Emiliania huxleyi CCMP1516, 572 nucleotides. RefSeq lists its product as hypothetical. The record is from RefSeq and is a predicted model, not a curated record. The transcript is spliced from 2 exons. Lineage: Eukaryota; Haptophyta; Isochrysidales; Noelaerhabdaceae. The annotation marks the transcript as partial.
AGGUCUACGGGCCGGACAACGUGAUCCUCCUCGGCGACUCGGCCGGAGGCAACCUCUGCCUCGCCGCGGCCCUCAACGCGACGACGCGCCUCCGCCCUGGAUCCGAGUGCGGCGGCAGCCUGCCCGACACGGCAGAGGGCCGGCGCGGCGGAGAGCCGCCGGCGGCGAUCGUGCUCAUCUCGCCCUGGCUCGGCCUCACCGACGACGCGAUCGACUCCGAGUCCUUUUCGGGCAACAACCCGCAGCAGGGCGGCUACCUCUCGUACGGGGGCGGCGCCGACUGCAUCCCACCCCUCAUCACCUCCUUCCUCCAGUCCGCGUACGCCACCGCGGCGCAGCGCGAGCGACCAGACGGCCUCGUGUCGUUUGUGGGGCGCGGAAUCCACGACGGAGAGAGCAGCUGGGACGGCGACACGAGCGGCGCGAGCACCGCCGCGAUGCGCACCCUCUGCCCCAUCUUCCUCACCCGCGGGGGCAGCGAGACGCUCUCGAACCAGCACGCGGCCUUUGCGCGCACCGUGCGCUCGCUCCGGCUGUCGAACCCCCGCUUCAAGGGGCGGUCGCCGCUCGAG